This is a messenger RNA of Tachyglossus aculeatus (Australian echidna), 1098 nucleotides long. RefSeq names its product ankyrin repeat domain 2 (gene ANKRD2). The transcript is spliced from 9 exons. Lineage: Eukaryota; Metazoa; Chordata; Mammalia; Monotremata; Tachyglossidae. The record is from RefSeq and is a predicted model, not a curated record. Gene Ontology annotation, cellular component: nucleus. Gene Ontology annotation, biological process: positive regulation of transcription by RNA polymerase II. Gene Ontology annotation, molecular function: transcription cis-regulatory region binding; protein binding. Bases 1 to 1098 code for a protein of 365 amino acids.
AUGGCGGGCACCGGGCCGGGCACCGAGGGGGUGCUGGGGGGCACGGGGGAGGCCGGCACGGAGGAGGAGGAGGAGGCCGAGGCGAGGCAGGUGCGGAGGGCCACCGAGCUCAUCGACAGGCGCCUGGCGCAGGAGGAGGAGGAGCAGGCGGCGGCGGCACAGAAGCGCCGGGGCGUCUCCGACGUGAAGCCGGGGCCCGCGCAGAUGGACACGCUGGUUCUGGAGGACGAGAAGCACGGCGGCGCUCAGAAUCAGGCGCUACAGAAGGUCAAGGGCCAGGAGCGGGUGAGGAAGACAUCGCUGGACCUGCGGCGGGAGAUCAUCGACGUGGGCGGGAUCCAGAACCUCAUCGAGCUGCGCAAGAAACGCAAGCAGAAGAAGCGAGAGGCCCUGCUCGCCCCGCCCGAGCCCCCGCCGGAGCCCCAGGAGAUUACUGGCCCGGUAGAGCCGGAGGCUUAUCUGAAAGCGGCCGUGGAGGGGAAGAUGAAUGUGAUCGAGAAGUUCCUGGCUGACGGAGGCUCCGCGGACACUUGUGAUGAAUUUCGCCGGACAGCCCUGCACCGGGCCUCCCUGGAGGGCCACGUGGACAUCUUGGAGAAGCUGCUGGCCAGUGGGGCCUCCGUGGAUUUCCAGGACCGGCUGGACUGCACGGCCAUGCACUGGGCCUGCCGCGGGGGCAGCCUGGAGGUGGUGAAGCUUCUGCAGAGCCGAGGGGCUGACCUCAACCUCAGGGACAAGCUCCUGAGCACACCUUUACACGUGGCAACGCGGACCGGGCAGGUGGAAAUCGUGGAGCAUUUGCUGUCCACCGGAGUGGACAUCAACGCCAGAGACAGGGAAGGUGACGGGGCUCUGCAUGACGCCGUGAGGCUCAACCGCUACAGAAUCAUCAAAAUGCUGCUCUUGUAUGGGGCUGACAUGAUGGCCAAGAACUUGGAGGGAAAGACCGCAGCGGACUUGGUGCACCUGUGGCAGGCCGACACCCGCAAUGCGCUGGAGAGCCCCAAGCUGGAGCACCGGCAGCGGCGGGAACACAACGGCCUGGACCACCCGGCCGAGGGCCGGCCAGAGACCCCUCAGCCCGCCCCCACCCAGUAG